AUGCUGGAGAAGUUUGUAAAAAACCUGGUGCCUUCCCUGCAGAGAGGAGACCCCUUCUUUGUUCCAGCCUUCCUGUACACCUACCGAAAGUUCUCCACUACUAGGCAGGUGCUGGAUCUGUUUUUUAAAAGGUAUGGAUUCUUCCAUGAUGCUUGUGAGGAGGAUGAGCAAAUAAAGAACCUCAUCUGCUACUUCCUUGGGAUGUGGCUGGACAAGUAUCCUGAGGAUUUCUGGAAGUCCAAAGACCUGGCCAUCUUGAAUCAGUUGAUGGCCUAUCUGCUGGUCAACAUGCCUUUCUCAGAACUGACAGUUCAUGUCAACUGUCUGUUGACUCAGCUAGAGGACUUGGAAUCAACUGAUACAUAG
Castor canadensis (American beaver) is the source of this 366-nucleotide messenger RNA. Its product is annotated as ral guanine nucleotide dissociation stimulator-like. Lineage: Eukaryota; Metazoa; Chordata; Mammalia; Rodentia; Castoridae. The record is from RefSeq and is a predicted model, not a curated record.